This is a messenger RNA of Acanthopagrus latus (yellowfin seabream), 2498 nucleotides long. RefSeq lists its product as uncharacterized. The coding region runs from base 36 to 1892 and encodes 618 amino acids. NCBI's taxonomy places the organism in Eukaryota, Metazoa, Chordata, Actinopteri, Spariformes, Sparidae. The record is from RefSeq and is a predicted model, not a curated record. The transcript has 2 exons.
GAAACUACGUUAAGUUACUGAGAGACGAUUCAAAGAUGAUCGAUCAGAAUCCAGCUACGGGCAGCAUGGAAACAACAGCCACACAGGACACAACUCAGACACAGGAGCCAUUUGGCACUGAUGCUUAUCGACCACAGGUUGAAUCCUUUUUUCAAAGGAUGACACCAGAAAGAUGGCGGAUGCUGAGUUUUGGUACUCCUGAUGAGGCCACAAAGAUUAUGCUGGCAGACCUGCUUUUACACAUAAGUACAUCUGUGAGUAAACAGUUGCUGGCCCAUCUUAAGAGACGUGCAGGUGUGACUUUGGACAGUCACACACUAGAUGCGUACAAUGUUACCGACGGACUUACUCAGACUUUCGCUGAGACUCUGGGUGUUUCAGAUCCAGUCCAGUCUGCCAGCUCGAAAGCGUUGUCAGACUUGGUGGACAAAGAGAUCUCAGAGUCCGUCAACUCUGCUCUCUCCUCUAGUGUGGACAGCAGGGAGCACAUCACUCCCCCCAGCAGACUUAACACUAUGGUUGAACAUGCCAGCAGAAUAUUAAAGGCAUUCGCAGCCAAGAUUAAGUUUUCUUCCAGUCCUGUGUUAGGUGGACGGAAGAAGGAUGAAAAACUUAAAUCUGCGUCAGUCAGUCAGUCAUCACUUGAAACAGUGGAAUCAGACGGCCAAGAGAACAUCUCAUCAGAGGACAGCUUUGUGAGAGCAACAUCUAAAGCUGCCAUGAGAAUAAUUAGGAAAGAGCUGGAUGACAUUGCAGAACCUGUUUUGGAUGACGUGUCGGCAUGUGAGACGCUGCAAUCCGGAAGCUCUCAGCAUAUUAUGGCUGUUGCAGAUGACAUCGCUGAGCUGAUUGUUGAAAAGACUGCAAGUUUGGAAGAGACAGGCUUUGCAAGUUCCAGUCCAAAACCCAAACAGCAGCAAAAACUGAAAAUAGUGUGCAGCAAGAUAAAAACCUUUCUUGCUAAGAGUCUUGCCAGGGCCGGCAUUUGUCGCAUCGCAGCAAACCUAAAGGCACAGUUCCUUCAGGACACGGACGAUGACAGCAGUCAGUCGUUGCAGUCGCUCAUAGAUAGUAUUGACUCUUUAAUUGAGACAGACCAGAGUGAAAAUGAUGCGGAUGAGCUGGCUUCGAUUCCUUGGUUCGAAAAGAUUUCCAGCGGUGAAUCCCAGGAGGUCACACGGGAACUGAGUGAUGUUCUCUACAGUCACCUCACAAAUGGAGACACCCCCGAGGUUUUCCAAGAAAUACAAACACCUGGGGCACAAACCUGCUCGAACAGAGAGGUUGCCAUUUCACGCUCUGUCAUGUAUGCUGACAUAGAGAUGCAAGUGAGGAAUUUUCUAGCCCUAAUGAGCUGGUGGCUGUAUACUCAGAGUGACAGCCACAGUCAAAGUGUGACACGGACUUUAAUGUACCAGGUGCCAAAGUCUCCCAAGACAGCCUCCAGAGUUGAGGAGACACCAAAGGUGGUACAAAACAAAUUGUCUGUCCGACUGCUCGUUGAGAUGGUGGUUUGGGACACAUUCGUCAAAGUCCAUGUGAUUCCUGAAAAAAAAGAGGACAUCAUUCAGCGUUUAUUUAAAACCAUAUGGGCUAAGGUUGAAGGUGCAGAUUUAUACAUCAAAUCGUUAAAAAACCUCAGAAAGGCAAUUUUUAAAGACCUGUGUUUAAUUUCAGGCAGUGCAGAGACACUAUUGCUUGCACUGAAUAUGGAGGACCCAAUAGUUGAUAGUUGCAUUGCACUGAUAUUUAAAGAUCACUUGACGACACCACCAAAACAACCUUGCGCCAUCAGCAGGUUCUUCUCCUCUGUGGGCGAAUUCAUCUCCAAAUCCUUCAGAGGUAGACGAAAGAUUGGUGUCCUGCCUACUGACAAUUUUCAACCUGUGUAAAACACGGGGUUAGGCAGAGAGAAAUUGCCCCCACCUUCAAAGAUCAUCUGACGCCACCACCAAAACAACAUAACUGCAUCAUCUGCAGGUUCUGUGGCCCGUAACAGCCUGAGACCUGACGUGACAUGGGUUUACUCCGGGAUGCUCCGGUUUCUCCCACUUUCCUCGCAACCAUGAAGCUGAUGGGGGCUUUAAAGCCCUCAAAAGCUAAUUGGUAGCAGGAGGCUACCUUGAUGUCCAGGUUAGCUUUAAAAAAACGUCACACAAAACUAAAAAUAACAACUUCUUCUCCCACUUUCCAUAGGAAAUAGACAACUGGAAACUGGCCCAUAACGGCCAGAGGCCUGAGCUUCUCUUAAUUUUUGAUGUAUCUUCUGUAAUGACAUGGGUUUACUCCGGGAUGCUCCGGUUUUUCCCACUUUCCUUGCAACCAUAAAGCCAAUGGGGGCUUUAAAGCCCUCAAAAGCAAAUUGGUAGCAGGAGGCUACCUUGAUGUCCAGGCUACUUCCUACUCCACUGGCCUCUGUCAAUGUAUAGAAACCAGUGGGGCAGGAGGCGACCUUGAUGAUGUAGCUUUAAAAAAACUUAAAAAAAAAAAAAAAAAAA